This is a messenger RNA of Grus americana (Whooping crane), 7245 nucleotides long. It is a transcript of the gene RPH3AL, whose product is annotated as rabphilin 3A like (without C2 domains). The transcript has 11 exons. The coding region runs from base 3472 to 4416 and encodes 314 amino acids. The record is from RefSeq and is a predicted model, not a curated record. Lineage: Eukaryota; Metazoa; Chordata; Aves; Gruiformes; Gruidae. Gene Ontology annotation, biological process: intracellular protein transport. Gene Ontology annotation, molecular function: small GTPase binding.
GCGGAGCGGAGCAGCGCGGCGGGGCGCGGAGCGGGCGGCGCCGCCGGGGCUGGAGGAGGCGGCGGCGGCGGCAGCGCGGCGCAGGGCUCGGAGGAAUUCAUGCUUCGUGGGCACCUGUAAUCAGCCCAGCUGCAGGAGGGCUUGUGCAGGCUGUGCUUUCGCUGCCGUGAGGAGGUGUUUUCUCCUGCAAUGACUCCCUCAAUGUCAACAAGACCCUUCAGUUUUAACUUUGAUGUAGUCAAGAAGAGCCUGAAAUUCUUUGAAGAGCAUCAUGUCAAAGGGCUGUGUCUGUGUACUCCUGUCAGCCAGGGCUAGCUCUGGGAUGUACCGACGUGGCAACCUUCCGCCAUCGCGGCCGCCAUUUGUAGUUGGUGCCAAAUGUACUGGUUAUUGGAACAUGGAUCAGGAGUACCUCCAGAAACACCUCCUGCUGCUGUUCUGCUGCUGCUUUGGGAAGGUGUGCUGGCCACAGGAUCCAUGGCUGUGUGGUUUGGUAGCGUGGAAGAGCACUUCCUGGAGGAAGUGCUGCCCCACAGCUGGCUGCAGCCCACCUUCAUCCUCCAGGCCAAGAAGUGGGGAAGAUCCUGCUCACUUUGCUGUCUCAUUGUUGUUCUGCAGGGAUGUGGGGCCAAGUCACCAGUGUGACCCUGCCGCUGUUCCCUUUGCUCAGACCCUACCGCAAGAUUUCUCCCUCGCAGACUGAAGCCACGGUCUCUGGCUGCAGAGUCUAAGUCUCAUCAUGGAGACAGCAGAAGCAGUGCUACGUCAGAGCUGCAGGCAGAGUUGUGCUCAGUUAGGCAUCAUCUGAAAUGCUCCUGGCCCCAUGCAAAUGGCUGGCUCCCUGCGGAGCAGCACUCCUUCCUUGCAGUGCUCCUCAGCUUCUAUGCCAAGGGCAGCCAGGUGGACUCAGAUUUAAUGAGGUUUUGUUUCACAUGACUUCCUCCAUCAUAGGAAAGGAACAAACAGGUGGAGGGUUUUUAAAGCAGGUCAUAGAGUAUAGAUAAGCGCUCCCUUUUAAUUCUUAAUUCAAGUAAAAAGCAGAAUAUUGGAGUGGGAAGUUUCCUUUCUUUAACACUAAGUACUUGUGCUUCCCCUUUAUUCUGUAUGCAGUGUACUUGCAGGAGGACUAAGAGCUGUGGAUUUCUCUUGCUCUCUCACUGCUAGAGACUGGCUGCUUCUGCCCUUUGUCAGCUUGUUGAGAGGAGCAGAGAACAGGGAGGGGUUGGCUCGCUGAGGUAGGUGCUAACUGGAGCAUUUUUGAGAGAGGAUGCAGUAAAGGCUGACUGCAAGAGAGGGAUGUUUCACCACAGCCCGGAGAAAUGACUCUCUUGGCUGGCGUGGUUUUGUUAUCUUAGUGUUUCUGAUUAGGCUGAUUCCACCGUACUUCUUGUCCUGUACAGAGAUAAAAGGGAGGAUGUUUCAUGCCUUCCAGAUACUGGUACCAUUUCUCUAGCAUCAUUCCCGUGGCCAUGCAAAAUAUUCCUUUCCCUCCAGUCCUGCUAGUGCUCCUGUUUCUGCCCCAGCAGACUGUGGCCGGCAGUCCCAUGUCAUUCUUGUUUCCUUCUCCAAGGUGCUUGUGUCAAACCACACUGGGCUUUUUUCAGAGGCAAAGGUGCAAAGCCACCUGCAAUGCCAGUUUACAUCAGAGGGAGCAGCAGAUACCCAGUGCUGCCAAAAGAAAAUGCUCCUGUAAAUAUUUUAGGGGAUAAUCUAUCGGAAAACUGUUUUGGGAUAUGAUGGAUCUCUAGGCUGUGUUUUGUUUUCCUUCUCCCUUUGCAGAUGCUGCUCAGGGAAUGGUGGAGAACAGAAACCGUAUGCUGAGUAACAAGAGGCAAAAGAGCAUGACAUCGCUUGUUUUUGUUCAGUCAUGCUGAGAAAAGCGCACUGUGGUAUAAGGCUGGAGAAUGUGUUUGGGUCUCUCCUGAGAAAAAUGCUUAGCUGAUGUGCUCUAUUCUGACUUGCCUUCAGCUCUGUUGGAGCAGAUAAAGCUCUGCAGAGGAGGGGCAGAUGUAUUCAGCACUGCUUUCCACCCUGAAAGCGCAGCUGCUGGCAAAGCAAACUCCUCCGCCCUGACCAUGGUAUGGGGCUCAUCUCCAGCUCUAGCUUUUAUGCUAAACAUCCGAUGGCUGCCAAGCGCCGGUCACGUCGGUAUGGUUGUGUGCAUUCAGCCUCGCCACUGGACAUUGCGUGGGCUGUGCUAUUCUUCAGGUGUGCGUGAGUGGGAGGGAAGAGUAUGUGGUAUAUCUCGAGUAAUUUAAUAUAUGCAUUUGUGUGUGUGGGUACAUGUGCAUAUAAUCCUGUAACAACACAUCACAGGCUUGGAAAAUAUCUGGAAAAUCCCAGGUCAGCCUUUCUGUGUGAAAUUGUAGCUUCUCUCUGCUUCUAACAGUGACCCGGGGGCAGGAGCCUCUGUAUUCUUUUGCUGUUUUGUGAGCUGCUGUGGAACAUGUGCAAGGACUGCAUUCUCUCCUUGCUUGAGAUCGUGAGGAAGAUGAAAAGAGCGGGAGCUACUUCUGGGACAAAAUGGAAAUGCAAACCAACAGCAUGUGUGGCACUGAGCAGAGCGGUGAAAGUAGUUGGUAAAUCGAAGAUGCCAGGGUUCAAAGAUUUCUUCUAGGGAUGAUCCCUUUUUAAAAGUGAUCACCCUAACUAAUGUAGUAAAGGUUUAAAUAAUUGUCUGCAACACUUCUGUCUGUCCUUCCUGUCUGAACCCUCUUUAUCUACCGAACCUUUCUUGCAGCAUCCCAUCUCCUCCAUGCCUUGCUUUACUGUACGGACCGUGCUGCUGAGCUUUAUGCUGAGUUGUUAGAGCCUUCACCCUUUUUAUGCACCUGUCCCCCUGCACUGAAAUUUGUGCUUCGUGUGGAAUUCCUCCUCUUCUCUCCUGCCUGUUGUACAUGAUGAGUUUCCAGACUCUUUCUAGAUAUUGGAUGGUCAGAGAGGAAGGAACUGGUUCGUUGUUUGUAACCGUUUGGGCUCUUGAGGCUGUUGUGGGGUUUGGCAGGAGAUAGCUGUCAGUUCUCUAACACAGGUUGGUCUUUCUGUGCUGGGGGUUGUGUGUGGUGUGUGUGGCACAUGCGAGCUCAGCCUAGGGAGAGAGAGAUUGAUUUGCACAAGCUGUGUGCCUGCCUAUGUAAGAGGGCCAAGGCCACGCAGCCUGUGAUGCCUCCGAGCCUGGCACAGAAGCAGAAAGCUCCGUGUGUCAGCAGUAGAUAGCAAGCGGAGGUGCAGCACGCUGAACCACGGGUACUGCUGGGGUAAGUGUGCUGUGGAUUGGGACUGGAACAUGUGUUUUCUUGGGAACUACUGCACAGUUGGCAGGUGCUAUACCUUGCCUGCUAUUGUAUCUGAUUUGUGUUUGCCAAACAGCAUGAAACACGUUAUCUCUGUCCAGCAGGUACGGUUUCAAAGCUGGCAAGUAUCUGUUCUGGGAAAGGUGUGAUCCCUGCCUCUCCUCCCCAGCCUGGUGCCAUGGCCGACACGAUUUUUGGCAGCGGGACGGGCCAGUGGGUGUGCCCCAACGACCGGCAGCUGGCACUGCGUGCCAAGCUCCAGACGGGCUGGUCAGUGCACACGUUCCAGACUGAGAAGCAGAGGAAGAUGCAAGCUCUGAGCCCGCAGGAACUUGAGGUCAUUCUGGAAGUCAUCCGCAAGGCGGAGAAAUUGGACCUCAUCGAGCAGCAGCGCAUCGGGCGCCUGGUGGAGCGGCUGGAGAACAUGAGAAAGAACGUGAUGGGGAACGGCCUCUCCCAGUGUCUGCUCUGCGGUGAAUUGCUUGGGCUGCUGGGCAGCACGUCAGUCUUUUGUCAGGAUUGCAAAAAGAAAGUUUGCACCAAGUGCGGAAUAGAAACCUGUGGAACCCAGAAACGUCCUCUUUGGUUGUGCAAGAUCUGCAGUGAACAGAGAGAGGUUUGGAAGAGGUCUGGUGCGUGGUUCUACAAAGGGCUGCCCAAGUACAUCACACCUUUGAAGAGCAGCAGCAAAUCCAGUGAGCUGCCUUCGCAGCCUUGGCAAAGCGAGCCAGCCGUGCCGGAGGCAGAGAGCGUUGGGACCAGCCGAUCCUUCACCUGGGCCAGGGGAAAAGUGGUUUCUAGUGACAGUGAGAGUGACUCGGAGUUCAGUUCCUCCAGCGUGGAUGACAAGCCCUCACCUGCAGGGUCAAAAGGCUCGCAAGGCAGAAAGCACCGAGCGGGACUGGCACCCAUCGUGGAACCCAGCCAGGCCACAGGCAGGGCGCUGGGCAGCACCCACUCCCCUGCCCUCUCAGGGAGCCGCAGCAGCCUGGGCAGCGAGCAGGGGGCUGCCCUCAGUGCCACAGAGAGCUGCCAGAGUGACCAGCCGGCGGACGAGCGUGACAGUGACGUUGGCAGCAGAGCCCCUGGCAAACGGCGCGUCCACACCAGAACGAGAUGCUGAUAAAGGUGAAGAUGGAGCUGCUUUGCCUGGAUCCAGCACUUGCCCUUUGCCCGCUCCUGUAGACUUCACUCCAGCCAACAACUGCUGCCGGUGGUGACUGUAUGAUGCCAGCUCUUGCACAGGCAUUAGCAACAGUGGCACCUGGGAAAGCACCUGCCUGUCCUCCCUGCCUCACUGACCUGGUUUAUGGUUUGGUCUGGUUUCCCCUUCUGCUGACUGACACGCACUUUGGGGUGCUGUGCUAUGUGGUGCUGCCGUGGGGUCCAGACCCGUGUUUGUUGAAAGUGCUCACUGGAGCUGUAGAAAUGUGUGCUGCCUCCGCUGUUCCUGGCUUGCCAAGCCCAGCCCUGGGUUCAGCUCCUGGCCUCGCAGUCCUGGCUUGGCAGUCUUCAGGAGAAAGGGAAGUUCACCCCUAUGUCCCUGAAAUCAGGUGUGAGGAGACCACGGCCCUUGUACUGCUUCUCAGCCCAGGGGUGAAUUUCCCUCUGUGAACCCCAGGGGUGAGACUGGGGCUCUGAUUUGCACUUGACUCCCAUGGGCCCAGGGUGUCACCCCUGUAUUUCUUGUCAUCGUUGUUCUGGUUUGGGUUGGUAUGAGUUCGGUGGAGGCGUCUUGAAUCAGCUGGUGAAAUUGUGCUCCCGUUCACUUCCGCUGAGGUCUCUCUCUUUGUUAGGGCUCAGGGAGACUCUUCAAUUAGUGAAGAAACACUCAGAGAAGUUUGCUGUGAAUUUUUCAGUCCUCCUGGCUGUUCACUGUCCUGUGGUGAGGGUGAUGCUUUGGCAUUGGGGUCACGGGCAGCGUGUGCAUGCUGCGGCUCCUGGUGGGAGAAUGCCCACCAACCCACGGCCCAGCUGGCUGCCUUUGCCUGCCCAAAUUGGAUAAAAGCUUUCAGAUUACUUUAUCUUGUUAGGCUCUGCAGAUUCUCCUCCCACACGCACACCUUGUCAACUCUUGCAUGAGCCAGGGGCCUUUGUUUUACUUUUUUCCUGCAACUCUUGAGCUUCUGGCUGACUGUGAUGGUGUCAUCGUGAGUCAGGCUGUAGAAAGCUGCAUGCCCCGCUCCUGCUUAUUCUCCAGGAUGGACAAUUUCCCUCCGAGGCCUGACAGAUGAGAAAAAUCAAAUUACCUGCCAUCUCUAGAGCAAUUAGAUCUUUGAAGGCCUGAACAAAACCCACACUAGGCAAGUAGGAGUCUGUGGAUUUUUAUUAAAUGCUUUGGAUCUGACCCAUCUUUUGCUGAAGAAACAAAGUAUUUAAAAAAAUUCCCUCUGAAAUCAUGGAUUUAAAGGCAAUUUGUGCCUGUUAAUGUCAGCCUUUUCCCUUGGUUAUUACUCUUUUGUUCUGUUCUCCUUUGCUGCUGGGCGGUUUGUGCACAUGCAGUAUAUGCUCUUACAAAUGGCUGCAGUAUGAAGAUAAAUGAGAUUGGGUGCUGGAACACUCUAACAGGAGAUCGGAAAUCAAUCCUUGACUUUCUUUCUAAAUGAACAUGGUCCAAGAGAGGACUGUUCCCUUACUGCUGUUCCAGCUGACGUGCUAUGGCAGGUUGCUGGGAAAAUCCUUCCAGCUCUUCCUCCGUGAUCUGUUUCUGCCCUUUUAAAAAUGAAAACAAAACCUUUGGAUGACGUGGGCUUUGAGAUGGCAUAAAGAGAAACCACUGAACGUGGGCUUCACAACAUCGGUGUUAAGGAGAGCAAGGGAUGAGACUGUUCUCCACUGAGGGAUGCUUUAUGUCAUGGUCUGUGUUGUUUAAACCUGGCCAUUGAGACUCGACCAGCUGCAUCUCUGAAAGGGGUAAUGCCAAAAUUAUUAGCUGUUUCUGAAAAAGUAAAUCCAAAAGUCAGCUUUUGCUGAAAGGUUGGUAUGAUUUCGGAGCUGAAGUCAUGCUGUUUCUUGUGAGAGCUGUAGGGUUUUCAAUUUCAGAAGUGUUUUGCCACCAAAAAAGUCAUGUCUUGCCUUGGAGCUUUUGACAGUCCUACUGAGGCUGCCUUGCUCACGCUCUCGUUACCACAGUGCCUCAGACAGCCUGGCCUGCCAGCCUAAGUUAAUUCUUUAGAAGAAGGAGAAGGAAAAAGACACGUAAAAAUUGACUGCAUUUUAUUUAAACCUGUUACUUUCUCAUCAAAAACUCUACACUGAGUUGGAAAGAGUUUUUAAAAUUGAGCAUGUCAUUUCUAACUCUUCUUGUGUUUCUUGUGCUUCAUUCCUGGGCAGUGCAGGCAGGUCAGUGGUGUUUUCACCCCCAUCCUCGCUUCUUAGGGCCGUUUAGCACGCUGUGGUAAGUUUGAUUUUUAACUGAGACUAGGUUUUAUAAAACGCUCUGAGAUACGUUUGGGACUGCUCUUGUACCAGUGAGACUGGAAACCUUUCUUUCUUACCUCUGUAUUUUACCUCGAUGGAGUAAUUCCAGUUGAGUUCAAACCAGAAGUGUUUGGUUGUCUAUGGAAAGACUCCUCGGGUUAAGGGAAGGAUCUAGCCCAGGAGAAUGUGAUCUCCCACAUAUGAAUGUGAUAGAGGAACAUCUACAGCUCUGCGCGCGUAUUUUCUGUUAAAGACUGCUUUUCUCUUUGUUGCAUCUCUCUCAGUUGUGUUUUGUAGUUUUGGUUGGAAUGUUAUUUGAAGCUUGUAUCAGUUGACUGCCUUUUUUGUUGGCUUAAGGUGGGCAAGAAGGGCUCAGUGAAUAGUGCUCGGUCUGCUCUAGUAGUUUCUGUUUAUUUUAUUAUUUUGUUGCUCUCGUCUCCAUUCCUUACAACUUUUAUGUAGUGUUUUACUACUGGAAACAAUAAAGCUUUGGCUCAGUAACAACUGCUUGCCACUCUUGAAACAGUAAAAA